CCCUUGGACACAGCGGAUCACGGAAAGAGCCGAAGAUGUCGGCUCGGUCAUGUGAUCAGCUGUGUCCAAUCACAGCUGAUCACAUUGCCACCUGUCAGUGUCCAUCAGUGCCAGCAGUCAGUGCUCAUCAGUGCCAUGUGCCAGUGCCCAUCAGUGCCACAUCAAUGCCACAUAUCAGUGCAUAGCAGUGCCCAUCUGAGCUGCCUUUCAAUGUCACCCAUCAGUGCCACCUAUCAAUGCCAAUCAGUGCCGCCUAUCAGUGCCAGUCAGUGUCGCCUAUCAGUGUGCAUCAGUGCCGCCUAUCAGUGCCAGUCAGUGCCGCCUAACAGUGCCAGGCAGUGCUGCCAAACAGUGCCAGUCAGUGCCGCCUAUCAGUGCCAGUCAGUGCUGCCUAUCAGUGCCACCUAUCAGUGCCAUAUAUCAGUGUCAUGUAUCAGUGCUGCCUUUCAGUGCCCAUCAGUGAUGCCUGUCAAUGCCCAUCAGUGCAACCUACCAUUGCCUCCUCAUCAGUGCCCAUCAGUGCCACCUAUCAGUGUCCAUCAGUGCAACCUAUCAGUGCCCAUCACUGCAGCCUCAUUAGUGCACAUCAGUGAAGGAGAAAAAUCACUUAUUUACAAAAUUGUAUAACAAAAACUAAGAAAAAACUUUUUUAAAAAAAAAUUUUCAGUGGUUUUUGGUUUGUUUAAGAAAAAAUAA
Molecule: messenger RNA, 696 nt
Organism: Staurois parvus
Lineage: Eukaryota; Metazoa; Chordata; Amphibia; Anura; Ranidae
Source: the annotation of a GenBank genome assembly